AACUUAUUAGAAAAUUUUAAGGGAAAUAUUAGUUAUAUCAGUGAUAACCCCGAUCGGACACUAUUGCCGUUAUAGGAACUUGUGAACUUCUAACUCAUAGUCCGCACACAAUAUGAAUCAGGAUAGGAAUGCUCAAGUGUCCACCACCUCUUUGCCACAACCAGAUUGACUGAUAGUGUGUGUUGACUGUUUGCACAAAUUCAGCGGUAUGCUUCUUUCUUCCAUCGGGGGGCCGUGUGUAUGUUUAUGUUCCGGGGAGUUCCUUCAAGUGCUACCGUGAUUGCAACACCGGUCGAUGUAUUUAAGAACCGCGAUACCCUUCUUACGGCAUUUCAUUCAAUUCCUGACAUUGACCAGCGCGACAAUCGAGACGCGACAAGUUUCGCACUCGACAUUUAUUAUCAUCCACAACAUCUCGGUCAUACGGCAAGGUUCCCGACCGCAGGGUUGGCUCAAAGGGAUCCAACGCUCUCUCAAUUCUGGGUGUACUAGUUAACAGUGUAGGGUUCGUUAUCCAACAUCUUGUGCAAAAGAAACUUUAAAUGUUUUUGAGUAGUGGAGAAGAGUGGUUAUAGAGUUUUGUGUGGAAACGAACCAAAUUACCAGACCAGUAUUAAUGAUUUAUGCUUGUGUUGCUCACCGAAACAGGGACACAGUGUUAAAUGAAUCCUGCUGAACUUAAUCAGUAUCAACCAGUCGCUACCUUUGAGAAGCUCGAAAGCUCACAUUUCUCCAAAAUGGAAAAGGGUAGUCCAUCGCGCCAGUUUAUGGCUGGCAUUAUCGUGAACCUGGCCUCGGUUAUGGUAGGUACAUCGCUCGGUUGGACCUCACCGAUUGGACCUAAGUUUGCGUCCAAAGACACCUCACCGCUUGAUACGAUCCCAUCGACGUCGGAAAACUCUUGGAUAGCGUCCUUGGUAGCGCUGGGUGCUCUAAUUGCACCCUUUAUAGCUGGACCGUUAGCAGAAAGAAUUGGUCGUAAGUUCACCCUACUCGGCAGCUCCGCAUUCUUUCUCGUGUCCUGGGUGUUGUUGUUGACGACAGCAACUGUAGUGCAGGUGCUAGUGGCCCGCUUCCUACAAGGGUUGGGCGUUGGUUUCGUAAUGACCGUUCAAACCAUGUACAUUGGUGAGAUCGCCAGUAGCGAGUAUCGUGGUGCGCUAGGAUCACUUAUGCAGUUGUGCAUCGUUACUGGCAUUCUGUACGUGUACAGCAUUGGCCCGUAUGUGUCAUACCAUGCACUACAGUGGGCCUGUUUGGUACUGCCGAUUGCGUUCGAUGCGACGUUCUUCUUCAUGCCGGAAACGCCAGCCUACUACAUCUCGAAGGGAGACAAAGAAAAGGCGGUCGAAUCGUUGUGCUUUCUGCGCGGUAAAACCGUAGAAGGUGUUCAAGAGGAACUGCACGAAAUAACGAGCACUGUUGAGGAGUCGCUCAAAAACAAGGGUACGGUGCUGGACCUAUUCCGAAAUGCCGGUAACGUGAAGGCACUGAUCAUUUGUGCUGGUCUGAUCAGCUUCCAGCAGCUGUCCGGCAUCAACAUUAUACUGUUCUACAGCCAGAACAUCUUCGAAAGCACCGGCAGCAGUCUGUCACCGGCCGUUUCAACCAUCCUUGUCGGUGCGGUACAGGUGCUGGCUAGUGGUGCCACACCUCUCAUCGUCGAUCGGCUGGGACGUAAGCCGAUUCUGCUGACAUCUGCUGGCGGCAUGUGCAUAUCGCUCGGUACGAUGGGACUGUACUUCUUCCUCAAGCACACGGAAUCACCCUCCAUCGACAGCCUUGGCUGGUUACCGAUUAUGUCGCUGAUCGUGUUCGUGUCGGUGUACUGCAUCGGAUUUGGACCGUUACCGUGGGCAGUGCUGGGGGAGAUGUUCCCGGCAAAUGUCAAAUCUAUCGCAUCGUCGAUCGUUGCCUCUACUUGUUGGGUGUUAGGUUUUCUUAUCCUGCAAUUUUUCUCCGAUCUUGAUAAGGCCGUCGGUUCGCAUUGGUCGUUCUGGAUCUUUGGCAUUCUGUGUGGUGUGGCAUUCCUAUUUACCUUUACAACCGUCAUGGAAACCAAGGGACUUAGCUUACAAGAGAUUCAGGACCGGCUGAACGGUAGAGUUUAAUCAUAGCGAAACUACUCGCUGCGUUUGACAUAGCUUUGUCUGCGUACCACCACGCAUUUACUGCUUGUGGUAGUGGUAGUAGUAGUGUCCAAAGAAUGUUGCUGUAGAAUUACUAUUUGUUAUUUUCUUCGCUUAGUGAGUGUAGUAAGCUUUCAUCCGCACCAAAGUGAUACGUUUGAUAGGGUUCGCAAACGAAAGUGUUGAAUGUAUUGUGUAACAUUACUUGAAUAAAACAAGUAUCUAUACUGUAAGGUA
Anopheles funestus (African malaria mosquito) is the source of this 2366-nucleotide messenger RNA. RefSeq names its product facilitated trehalose transporter Tret1. Bases 663 to 2111 code for a protein of 482 amino acids. Gene Ontology annotation, cellular component: membrane. Gene Ontology annotation, biological process: carbohydrate transport; transmembrane transport. Lineage: Eukaryota; Metazoa; Arthropoda; Insecta; Diptera; Culicidae. The transcript has 4 exons. Gene Ontology annotation, molecular function: sugar transmembrane transporter activity. The record is from RefSeq and is a predicted model, not a curated record.